Salvelinus sp. IW2-2015 is the source of this 1069-nucleotide messenger RNA. The record is from RefSeq and is a predicted model, not a curated record. Lineage: Eukaryota; Metazoa; Chordata; Actinopteri; Salmoniformes; Salmonidae.
CUUCAGUGUAAACGGAAGUAAACAAUGUCAACGACCAAGAAACAUUUCCACUUUAGCGUUUUUAAUUGGGUUAUUUAGACGUUUAUCAACACAAUAUAACUCAGAAUAUGGACCAUUUAACAGCACAGCACCACACUCUUACCCCAUGUAGUCUUUAAUUCGCGUUGUAGYCAGGACUUUAUUGAUAGAUGUUAUCUAGGUAACGCUAGCUAGCUGCUAACGUUAGCUAACAAUGGCUAACUGUAUGGUUUUUCACACUCAAAUAGCCUCCAURAUGGAGGUGCUWGCGAAUGCUGCCGUGGCAGAUAUUUGUAAACUCGUAGACGACGACUAUGCAGUGUUUCGUUUGGAAAUUUCUCAAAGCCAGAAUGAUAACAGGGCAUUGCGGAGGAAACUACAGUUACUGGAACUGAAGAUGGCACGGGAGCGCGCAGAGAGGACAAUGCGAGAUCGCGUCGUCGCCAGUCGUCCUAGUAGUGUCAAGAUCCUCGACCGAUACAGAGGAAUGGCAAGAGGUGAAGGAAAUCUCAAUGGGGGCCACAAGAGCUUUGUGAAACCAGCGGGACACAAUACAUGGAGCGAUGACCAACCAAUCACUGUUGAUGAGGGGAGUGGAACCUCAACCCAGCAUGUUAUCGUGAUAGAGGAUGCAGAGGCUGCAGGUCCUGGGGUCAAACUGGAGAGUUCUGAAGGAGAGGAGGACACACGGCACAGCAGUGACAUCCAGACUGGACUGGCUGGAGUACCCCCUGUGGCCACGGAGGACCGUACCACCGCCUCAGCGCAGCCCAGGACCCGAAGCAGCAUCAUGGAGGAGGAGGAGGGUCUGGAGGUGCUGCUGGUGAAGGAGGAGGGGUGUGAGGAGGGUCUGGGGAACCCUYAGGGGACCAUGGUCAUYGAGGACAACCAUACUACACCUCCUGAACCCACAGAGGAACCAGCUGAGCAGCACAGGACCUCACACAGUAUCACUGAGUCAGUAGACAUGGAGGAUGGGAAGCCUGAUCUGCCUCAGCCUAUCAGAAAAAAGGGCCGGCCCAUCCUGAUAGGUCCAUCCAUUGCCCACUGA